CUUUUCGUCCGGGACAAUGUGUUGUCACUGCCAGCCUCUUCGAAAUAUCGCAAGAUAUAUGUGCGGUGGAAACGAACCCAUUUCGACAGUCGUCCAGGCUGAGUAUCUAGCGAUGAACAUUCAAAGAUGCAGUUUCAUACCUGACUGGAUACUUGAAAGCAACGGACACCGAAGCCAGAGAUAGAGGAAGUCCGUGUUCUCGAGCACAAUCUGAAACACCGACUCGAGAUACUCCGGCUGGAAGCACGCAACAAGGCUCAAGAUCGUGGUGUUAAAAACUACGCUGUUCAAUAAAGUGUAGCAACUCGCCAGAUCACCAACGUAUCGAAUCAGAACGUGAAUAUCUCCAUGCCAAGAAAACCGAGGAAGUACGCAUGGACAGCACGCAAGUACGUAUUGCAUUCAAGUCACCAGAGAAGUAUCCAUUGCCUGUACUACUGUAAUCGAUUGUAUUCACAAGGCAGUGAACAAAGUCCUCGACCACCACAUCCACUGAAUCACGAAAAUCCGUUAGUGGAUUUCUUUGCUCAACGGGAUAUUAAGUGGAAUACACAAUUGUCAUGCAUCACAAUAUCCAUCACCAUUAUCCAACUCGAACAUGUCAACUGAUAAGUCCCCGCUGUCUGUAUCGCUGCUCGUCGCCUGCGAUGACGCCGCAACUCUCGAGGCUGCGUUUGACCUCGUUGAUCACUGCAAUGACCCAUUGCCAGACCCCGUAGACCCGGAUCAAACUCAAGAUUUCGACGUCACACUCGACAAUCUCUCAGAAUUCCUCGAUCACGUAGAUAUCCCCACCCUACCGUCCAAUUCUCAUUCAGACAAUGGAUCGGGUCGCCCCCACAACGUCAUUGUAGUAACUGAGCCAAGUAGACGACAUCGGACGACGCCCAAGCAGGAAAUCGCCCAACUUCGAGCAGAGGAGAAGGAUUUGGCCUGUACACUCGAGCUUCUACGACUCCAGGCGUAUGGCCAGAGACUACGAGACAGUUCAACAAAAAACAGCAAUGUGCUGCCAUUCUGGAAGAAAAUUGCGUCGCGACAGUAUCAGAAUCGACUGGACUCGGAGCGGGAGAACCGCCGACUGCGAUCUCUCGUGAGGAUGCACGUUAGUCGAGCUAAGCGCUUGAAACUCGCGUGGAAAAAGCAAUUGACUGCAGAGGGAUACAACAAAGAAAGCGAGAUGGACAGUCAAACUUCCAAUGAGCUCUUCGCUCCGGAUACACCUGCUGUACUGGAGCAGCUAAAGAGUGAUGCUGAUGCAGUUUAUGCUGGUCUUGACGCAUUUUUGGGAGGUGUACGACAGCAGCUGAGAAGUCGAGUCCCGUUCUUGGAGCAUAGCGACAGCUAUCCACUACCUUUCGAACGACAGGCGGUGGAUCGAGCGAUCUGGAAAGCUCUCGCCUCACGCUUUCGUGGUCAUCAGGUACGUGGAAGAAGUAUAUUCUGCUUCAGUAAUAUCGGAACUUAAGUGCUGUAUUCCUACAGCAACGAGCGAACGUGGCUGAGGACACGAUAACGUGCUGCGCGCUACGGAGCCUUCGAAUGGCGAACUUGAAUCUGCGUCUUCGGAUUCGCUGGGUUGCAAGGAAAUAUCGCGAAGCUGGCCGCACUGUUAUCAUCACGCGAACAUUCGUGGAGCCACUACACCUCACUAUACCUGCCCAAGUAGGAUUUAGAGAGACUCAAGUGUCUAUCGUUACAGCCACUGAUUCUGCGUCAUCAUGUGUCGAUACUCGGGCCAGAGUGACUGGCGACGGACCAGACGGCGGAACAGGCGAUGGUAUGCGCGCCUGGAUAGCUUCUCCUGGUGCUGUAAGGGUACGUACCGUGUGGCUGCAGGCUUUCGAGACACGUAAAAGUGCCAUCGAGGAUCAACUCUUCGAAGAAUCACGAGUUCGUUAAGGCGAGCGAGCAACAUAGGAACGCACGUCAUCAAUGGAGUUAUAUUACACGUUACGGUUGUUAUGGUGAAUGCAUACGGUAAACAGUGCUUGCGUGAAGAUUUGGCGCGUUGAGUGAAGGUUAACAACCGGAUGAUUGCACCUUCACCUGUUGAACCAAUUGCUGGACACUUUUUGGUAUUUAUGUACAAAUAUUAUUUGAUAUGUUAGUAAAGUCAGGAAAAUCAUGUCAUCAGUACGUCAUUUACGAAUUUACCGUCUGUCUAAGUCCUGAAUUCCCGCCACAAAACACCAGCAACUUGGGCGACCUUGUGAACCUCGUAUCUAAUUCCGAGCCCCAACUACCAAAACGCAAAGUAAUGCUGCCAAAGCCCAGGAGAACACAUGUAGAAUAUAAGAGAACAGAGCUUGAUCAACUCCUAUUAGAAUCAUACAAGUUGGAGACCGAGCUCACACAACUUCAAGGGGUCUACCAAGCACGCGAGCAGAGCGACCCAAGCAGCAAAAAUCAAAACAUCGCGAAGGCGACGACAGCACACGGCUACCGCCUGAUUGAACCACGUAAAACAGUGGCGCGGUUUGUGUGGGAGGAAAUUGCUCGACAUCAACUCAAAGACAGAUGGAGAGCUCAAACUACGAAUAUUGAGCUGCGUGACAAACUUCAGACCGAGUACAAACUGGAAAGGCAAAUGGUGGCCUUAUUGAAUCGCAGUAUGAGGGCAAAGUUAGCCGAUAUCCGUGUCUUAGACGAUAGACGAUAACGAUAAUGCUGUGCUCAAAGACCACGCCAACCAGACCAAAAAUGGAUAUUGUUAAACAGAAUCCGAAUGUCAAGGCCGGGAUUGUUGCAGAAUCGCAUAGUGGCGUUGUACUGCCUUUUUGUACUGGAAGUUGUAUCGGAAGCGUACUGGCGAUACUUUCGAUUCGGCCACAGUAUUAAACUACGGCAAUUCUCUCAACAUGGAGCAACACUAGAAUCGACUUCAACUCUUGUGGAAACGAACUUCGAAACUAUCCUGGUUUUUCACGAAAGCGUGGGUGACGACAAAGAACAAAUGAUGCUGACUACCUCAACAUGCCACUCGUAUACGACGUCAAACGGUCAUUUUUGUCGUAUAAUGAGCGAUCUACUGUUAGAAGAAGACUGGAAAUCGACAUUCCGGCGUGGUAAUGACUAAGUUUGUUUAGGAAUUUUCAUGCAUAUCCGACAUCGCACCUGGUAAAAACAAUUGUCAUUUUGUUUCAUUUGAUUAAGUUUCUACACAUAAAUAGCAUGUAAAUUUGAAAGCCUUCGAUUGAUAAACGG
Messenger RNA from Phytophthora nicotianae INRA-310, 3207 nucleotides. RefSeq lists its product as hypothetical. The transcript is spliced from 4 exons. Bases 599 to 1468 code for a protein of 289 amino acids. Lineage: Eukaryota; Oomycota; Peronosporomycetes; Peronosporales; Peronosporaceae. The record is from RefSeq and is a predicted model, not a curated record.